Messenger RNA from Neolamprologus brichardi, 4635 nucleotides. The record is from RefSeq and is a predicted model, not a curated record. NCBI's taxonomy places the organism in Eukaryota, Metazoa, Chordata, Actinopteri, Cichliformes, Cichlidae.
AAGAGGGUGAAAUAGAAAUUAAUAUGAAAAGAGGAAGGAGACGUGUUCAAAUGCUUUAUUUGAGAAGAGAUUUGAUCAGGACAAGAUGUUAAGAUCAAGUCUCCUGCUUCUCCCGCUCUUCCACUCCACGUACUGCAUGCUGCUGGGAUGGGUGGAGUCUCCAGGUUAUCCCAAUGGGUACUUACCUCAUGCUAGUCUAAAUUGGAGCAGGUGCGCCCCCAAAGGUCACAGCCUCUCCAUAAGGUUCAUCCACCUGGACCUGGAGGACAGUAUCGACUGUGAAAAUGAUGCAGUGAAGAUCUUUUCAAAUGGAAACCUAAUUUCCGUUUUGUGUGGCACAAAGGAAUUUGAGGAGCUUCAGUCCACUGUAAAUCCUGUGCUUUUCUCGCCCCCGGGUGGCUGCCUCAACCUUUUGUUCCACUCGGACUACUCAAACAUAAAGAGGCACACCGGCUUUAGAGGCUUUUAUACAACCCAAGACUAUGACGAAUGCAAGGAUAACGAAAUCAACCAAUGCACCCAGUUCUGUCACAACUUCAUCGGAGGAUACCACUGCUCCUGUCGCCACGGCUACCACCUGGAUGUGGACAACCACACUUGCACUGUGAACUGCAACGAGGACCUGUCAGGAAAGAGCAAAGGUAUCAUAUCCAGUCCUUCCUGGCCCAACUCGUAUGCAGAGAACGCAAACUGCCAGUACACACUGCUCGUGGACUCCCAGUCUCAGGUGGAGCUCCACUUCUCGGGCGUUUUUGAUGUGGAACAAGGCCCCGAUGGUCAAUGCAUAGAUGCACUGAGAAUUGAGACUCCCUCUGGUACUCUGGGACCGUUCUGUGGCAACACGCCUCCCAAAUCGCCAUUUCUCACUCACGCAAACAAGCUCACGAUCCGUUUCACCACUGACGACUUUGGCACCAACAAAGGAUUCCACCUCAGCUUCAGGACCAGAGAUAAGAUCUGUCCAGCAGUGGUGACCUCACACUCCACCGUGACUCCCACGAAAGCAGAAUAUAAUCGUGGUGAAGAAGUGACGGUCACUUGUGACGAGGGCUAUGUUGUAAAUGAUGAUAAAGGCAUCCAUGAUGUGAAAUCAGAGUUCAAUGCAAUGUGCCAUAGCACAGGCGUAUGGACUCCCAGCUACACCUGUGGAUUGGUCAAUUGUGGACUUCCUGAUAUACCGGAAGAUGGUAUUCUUCAGUUGGUGGGUUCAGAUGACCCACAAACUCAAUACAAUGACCAGAUCCAGUUUAGCUGCAGCUCAAAGUACUACACGCUGGAAGGAGAUGACACAUUCAUUUGCGGUGCCAGUGGCGAAUGGAUAUCAACUAACGGAAAUGCAGAGUUUCCAAAAUGUCUUCCAGUGUGUGGGCAGCCUGAAACACUGAUAGCAGGUACAGGAAGAAUUCUGGGAGGUCAGGAUGCAAAACUGGGAGAAAUACCAUGGCAGCUAUUCAUAAAAGAGCCCAGCAGAGGAGGAGCAUCCCUGAUAAAUGAUCAGUGGGCUGUGACAGCGGCUCAUGUUGUGGAUGGGCAUGAGAACAGCCCUUUGAGGGUCUUUGGUGGACUGAUAGAUAAAACGACAACAAAUGCCCCAAGCACACCUUCCUUGAUCACUAACAGGAUCAUAAUUCAUCCUGGCUACAGAAAGGGGAUCACUGGAAGUGCACGCACUGAUUAUAACAAUGAUAUUGCUCUUAUAAGAUUCACCUCCAGAAUCAAAUUAGGCCCAAACCUGCUUCCCAUUUGUCUGCCAGAAGAAAACAGUGGUGUGGUGGAAAAUGAACAAGGUACAGUGUCAGGCUGGGGGGUGACAGAGAAAAAAACGCCAUCAGAUGUUUUAAAAUAUGCUCAUGUUUCAGCCUACUCACUCACAGAGUGUGAGAAAACACCGAGACCAAAUGGCAACCCCAUGAGUUUCAGUAAUAACAUGUUCUGUGCUGGAGACAGCGGGAAGGACAGUUGUAAAGGAGACAGUGGAGGUCCUUUUGUUUUGCCCAUGUUGUCUUCUAGCAGUGGCCCUUACUAUCUGACUGGGAUUGUGUCAUGGGGAGAUCAAUGCAAGAGUCCCAAACCAGACUCAACUAAAAUAGUGAACAAGGGUUAUUAUACCAAGGUAGGGAAUUAUGUGAAGUGGAUUAAGCAGACAAUAGAGAGAGUAGAGGCAGAAGAAUCAGAGAGAAAGCCGGCCAAGAAAACCAACGACUUUGUGACAUUAAUGUUUUACUUGAAUAGGAGACAUUUGCUCUCGCAGCAGCCGACCAGUUCACUCAUGGAUACAGUUAAUUGGAAAAUGCGCUGGGCCUCUUGUAUCAUCUGGUUUCUGUAUGUGUCACUGUGUGAGUGCUCACCUCUGCCAGAACCAGAGCCUCAAAUGUACGGGGAGGUCCAAUCCCCUCUGUACCCGCAGCCUUACCCUCCCAACCAGCAGGAGCAGUGGGACCUCGUUGUCCCUGAGGGCUACCAGAUUCAACUCACCUUCACACAUUUGGAUAUUGAAGCUUCUGUGAACUGCUACUACGACUCACUUACAGUUUUCUACAAAGAGAAGGCCCUCUGGAAAUUUUGUGGCAGUGAGAAUUCUGCUGAUGGGCAUCACCCAGGCAACCAGCCCAUCUUGUCUCCAGGAAACAGUCUCACCCUCAUAUUUCAAUCAGACAGCAACAACCCAGAGGUCCACCAGAAUCUGGGCUUCUCUGCCCAGUACCAGGCGAUAGACAUAGAUGAAUGUUCUGUACCAGAGCCUGGAGAUGGCUCAGGGCCACUCUGUUCUCAGAUCUGCCUCAACACUCUUGGCUCAUAUCUCUGCUCCUGUCAUCAUGGCUAUGAACUUCGCUCUGAUCUGCGCACCUGUGUGUUAUCCUGUGGCGGUGGUAUAUUUGAUGAACCAGAGGGGCAUCUGUUCAGUCCGGAAUACCCUAAUCACCCACCUCAUGCUGUGGCCUGUCAGUAUGUCAUUUCUGUACAAGAGGGCUUCACUAUUACUCUAAACUUUACUGACAACUUCCACAUUGAGAGCAUGGACAGCCCAGAGGGCCCGCAAUGUCUCCAUCACUGGUUGGAGUUGACUGUCAGAGACGAACAGCCCACAAAGCUAUGUGGCAGAACGAGCCCAGGACUGAUAGUCACAAACUCAAACAUGGUCAAGCUGGAAUACCACAUUGACGAUGAAGGACAGAGCAAUGGCUGGAGCCUCGACUACAGCACACACAGGGUGAAGUGUCCAUCACCUGGAAGUGUAGCUAAAGGCAGGGUCACUCCUAAUUUGAGUGAAUAUCUCUUCAGAGAUUACAUCUAUGUACGCUGCGAUCAAGGAUACAAGCUGAUGAUGAAUGGUCGGGAGAUGGAGAGUUUCUCUUCCAUUUGCCAAAGCAAUGGGCAGUGGCACCGUCCUCUGCCAGAAUGCCACAUAAUUGAUUGCGGAGAACCUGACCCCUUGCUCAACGGAGGCGUGGCCUUCCUUUCCGGGUUUCAGAAUCAGUAUCUUUCUGUUAUUCAGUAUCGCUGCAAUGAACCAUUUUACUCUCUCCUUGGGGAUGCAAAUGUUAACUUCACAUGUGAUGCAGACAGGAAAUGGAGAUCAACCCAUGAAGUUAUUGACAGUCCACGUUGUUUACCAGUCUGUGGUCAGCCAACAAAUCACAUCGAUGUGUAUCAGAGGAUCUUUGGAGGCCAGGACGCUCCAGAUAAUGCAAUCCCCUGGCAAGUGCUACUUAGUGUUAGGGGAAGGGGAGGAGGCAUGGUGAUUGGAGACCGGUGGAUUAUGACAGCAGCCCAUCUUCUAGUGGAGAGGGGAGUGGUGGCAUCAAAUGAAUCUGUACGGAUUUUCAUGGGACUUAAUGAGGUAAAAGCCCUCAAAAAAUCUCCUCUGUUUGCUGCUUCAAUCCAUGUUCACCCUGAGUACAACAACCCCAACGAUGUAGACUACAACAAUGACAUUGCACUGAUCAAACUGAAUGUCACACUCACAUUCGACUCAUCUGUAAUGCCAGUGUGUUUGCCAGAACCGGGAGCCACAUAUGAUACUGGUGUGAUGGGGCUGGUGUCUGGCUUUGGUCUUACAAAGGAGAAUGAUCGUCAGAUUCUAACAAAUCAACUGAAGUAUGUUUAUCUCCCAGUGGUGGACCAGCAGACAUGCAGUGAUUCAGUCACUUCGGCAAGGAUAAGAAAGAACAACAUACCAGACUUAACAAAUAACAUGUUUUGUGCUGGACUCCCUGAAGGUGGGAAGGACUCAUGCCAGGGUGACAGUGGGGGCCCCUUCACUCUGACUAAAGAUGGGCGACAAUGGGCUGCUGGGAUUGUCAGCUGGGGGGUUGAGUGUGGAGGAAAGGGCACAUAUGGAGUCUAUACCAGAGUCGCUAAUUACCUGAACUGGAUCAAGAAGACCAUGCAGGAGAACUAAAGUUACAGUAAUUCAAAACAACAAGGUGUAAAUACACGAUGAGAAAAAAAAUUGCAUAAUAAACUAAAUUUUCUCUGUUGUGGAGUUUGAUUUGAGAAUUUUUAAUCUAUAUAUCAUUAAAAAACUAUAUAAAUUCAGUUAUUGAUUUACUGUCUGUAAGUCAAUGCAUUAUCUUUAAAUCACUGCAACGCCUGUCUUUUACUACGUUUGAAUAAAGAUAGUUAUCAGAUCUG